GAUUGUGAGUGACUUCAUACUCGAAAUACCAGAUCCAUAAAAACAACAGAAGAUUCAACUACUGAAAUGAAAAGACAAAAUCAAAGCUCUGUGGUUGAAUUCAUCCUCCUGGGCUUUACUAACUUUCCUGAACUCCAGGAGCAUCUCUUUGGGGUCUUCUUGGUUAUUUAUGUGGUGACCCUGAUGGGAAAUGCCAUCAUUAUAGUAAUCAUCUCUUUAAACAAGAGUCUCCACGUUCCCAUGUACCUGUUCCUGCUGAACUUAUCUGUGGUGGAGGUGAGUUUCAGUGCAGUCAUUAUGCCUGAAAUGCUGGUGGUGCUCUCCACUGAGAAAACCAUGAUUUCUUUUAUGGGCUGUUUUGCACAGAUGUAUUUCAUCCUUCUUUUUGGUGGGGCUGAAUGUUUUCUCCUGGGAGCAAUGGCUUAUGACCGAUUUGCUGCAAUUUGCCAUCCUCUGAACUACCCGGUGAUUAUGAACAGAGGGGUUUUUAUGAAAUUAGUAAUGUUCUCGUGGAUCUCAGGGAUCAUGGUGGCUACUGUGCAGACCACUUGGAUAUUUAGUUUUCCGUUUUGUGGCCCCAGUGAAAUUAAUCAUCUCUUCUGUGAGACUCCCCCAGUACUAGAACUUGUAUGUGCAGACACCUUCUUAUUUGAAAUCUAUGCCUUUACAGGCACCAUUUUGAUUGUUAUGGUUCCUUUCUUGUUGAUCCUCUUGUCUUACAUUCGAGUCCUGUUUGCCAUCCUAAAGAUGCCCUCAACUACUGGGAGACAAAAGGCCUUUUCCACCUGUGCCUCUCACCUCACAUCUGUGACCCUGUUCUAUGGCACAGCCAGUAUGACUUAUUUACAACCCAAAUCUGGCUACUCACCAGAAGCCAAGAAACUGAUGUCACUGGCUUACACGUUGCUUACUCCUCUGCUCAAUCCGCUCAUCUACAGCUUAAGAAACAGUGAGAUGAAAAGGGCUUUGAUAAAACUAUGGCAAAGAAAAGUGGUUUUACACACAGUCUGAUUGUGUUGGGAAGCUGUGUAAGAUUUGGCCACUGCCUGAGCAAACUCUGUUUAAAUUUAAUAAAGAGUGAAAACAGGUUGCAUU
Molecule: messenger RNA, 1095 nt
Organism: Sapajus apella (tufted capuchin)
Lineage: Eukaryota; Metazoa; Chordata; Mammalia; Primates; Cebidae
Product: olfactory receptor 10A3
Exons: 1
Coding region: 67-1011 (314 amino acids)
Biological process (GO): G protein-coupled receptor signaling pathway
Cellular component (GO): membrane
Molecular function (GO): olfactory receptor activity; G protein-coupled receptor activity
Source: RefSeq, a predicted model, not a curated record